Anopheles funestus (African malaria mosquito) is the source of this 1954-nucleotide messenger RNA. It is a transcript of the gene Sbp2, whose product is annotated as selenocysteine insertion sequence-binding protein 2. Gene Ontology annotation, molecular function: mRNA 3'-UTR binding; ribonucleoprotein complex binding; selenocysteine insertion sequence binding. Bases 275 to 1579 code for a protein of 434 amino acids. NCBI's taxonomy places the organism in Eukaryota, Metazoa, Arthropoda, Insecta, Diptera, Culicidae. The transcript has 3 exons. Gene Ontology annotation, biological process: selenocysteine incorporation. The record is from RefSeq and is a predicted model, not a curated record. Gene Ontology annotation, cellular component: ribonucleoprotein complex.
GCACGCCGUCCCAUCCGACCAAACUGUCACUUGAAAGUCAUUGGAAAACGUCAAGCCAGAGAUGUCAGAUCACUUCAGCUCUAUUCAAACGUGGCGAACCUCAAGUUUAUUUCACUUGCUAUGCAUCUGACAAGGAGCGAUGCCGCACAGUGUACACGAGCCUUCACUUCGGGAAAGGAUAAUGGUGAUAGCCUGAAAGCUCCAGUAUCAAAUCCUUGGUCGGGAAAGAUGAAAAAGUGGUGCAAAACGUUCUAAGCAUUUACGAACAGCAAUAAUGAGUGGCCAUUCAAUGGCCGCCUCGGUGCACAACUCAGGGCCACAAACCAGCGCUACACCCGCUGGUAGCCAUGGAACGGGCGGUGGUACACAGUCCUCCCAUCAUUCCGCAGCACCGUCGGACGGUGAGAAGCUGUCUGCCCGGAAAGCUCGCAAAGAAGCGGAACGACAGAAGAAACAGGCCAAAAAGUACGAGGAGCAGCUGAAAAAGAUACGCGGUCCGAAAAGCCAAAAGUUGCAAAUUAUCGACGAAAGCUUUCUGGAAAAGUACCGGCACGUGCAAUCGUUACCUCCCGGGCCGACGCUAAAGACGAAGAAACGGUCGAAAAAGGCACCCACCGACGUUGUGCAGAUAAAUCUAUCGGAAUGCAUACGGGAGCAGCUGGCGGUGGGCGAGCGCAUGGAACCAAAGCCAAUCGUACCGAUCGUUCCACAGCAACCGUUGCUGCUACUGCACAAAGGCAAACAACGGGAAGUGCCAAAGGAGAAGAAGCUGUCACGACUGAAGAAGGACAUUAUUCGGAGCCGCACGGAAAAGGGUACUGUUGCUGCUGGUGAACAAACAGCGGGUAAUGGAGGCACAGCACAAAACAGCAGCAGCGGACUGGAAGAGGAAAAGAAUGCCGAAAUCGUUAAAGGUGCCAACGGUGUCGUUAGUAAGCAUGCGAACGAGGGAAACGCACAGCAGAGUGCAGUCGACUCACCAUUCCUCAAAGCGAUCGAACGAUGCUGCAUCAAUGAUGGAUUACCGCCGAGCCGUGAUUCUAGCGAUUAUCACAACGGUUUCCCUUCGCUGAGAGUUUCUGCCGCCGUAUCCAAGCCAACUGCGCUGAGACACUCGCGAAACUUUAGACCGUACUGUGACCAUUUCAUUUCGGACGAAUUGCGCGAUUUGGCGGAGGAUGUAGUAGUAAAGUUGUUUAACUUUCAAACGAAAGCAUACGCCAAAAAUCCCAUCAAAGCAGUCGCUAACAAACGGUUCGUGGUGGGUUUCAACGAGGUGUUGAAGCUGUUGGAGCUACGCAAGGUGCGGCUGGUGCUGAUCGCACCGGAUCUCGAGCCAAACGAAACCAUCGACCAGAUGGUGAGCAACGUGAAGAUGCUCUGCCGCCAGAGCCAGGUACCGUACCUGUUUGCGCUGAAGCGCAGAAAGAUCGGUUUUCAUCUGCUGAAGAAGGCACCGAUCAGUUGCGUCGGAGUGCUGAGCUACGCCGGGUGUGAAGAUACAGUCAAGCAGAUGCUUUCCGUGGUGGAGCAAGAGCGCGAAAGCUACCGUAAUUUGAUGGUCGUAACACCAUGUUGAGUGCGACCCUGGUGACAAUUUCCGUUACAUUCAGCGAAUGUACGGAUGUCCGGUGCUUGGCAGUUAAUUUGGAAGAUAAAAACAUAUUCUAGUCAUUCGACGGGUGUUGCGUGUAGCGCACACUCGAGUCAACACACAAAUAAUCCACGUUCCAUCCCCGUAAGAAAACAAAAAGCAUACUCUCGUCUCUUUACUAACAACAUUUCUAUCAUCUCCUAUUUAAUGUGAGUGUUAUAUCAUCCAUAUGCGCAUUGGCAUAGAAAUGGGGAGAAAGACGAACACAGCCACAGAAAGGUCGUUCGUGUGCGGCAGGGUACACACUUUCUACCAUUACUUGACAUAAUAAACGUGCAAUAAACUCUGUCUAGGAAAUAU